UUUAUUGCGCUGAAGUGGUGUUAGCCGUCGAUUCCAUACAUUCAAUGGGUUUUGUUCACAGAGAUGUCAAACCAGACAAUAUGCUACUCGACAGAAGAGGUCACCUAAAACUGGCCGACUUCGGCACAUGUAUGCGUAUGGACUCCGACGGCUUCGUUAGAAGUGAUACAGCCGUCGGAACUCCUGAUUACAUAUCGCCCGAAGUGUUGAAAUCUCAAGGAGGAGAGGGUUGUUAUGGACGCGAAUGUGAUUACUGGUCUAUUGGAGUGUUUUUAUACGAAAUGCUUGUCGGAGACACUCCUUUCUACGCGGACUCAUUGGUCGGCACUUACGGUAAAAUUAUGGACCACAAGAAUUCUCUACACUUUCCCGAGGAUGUGGUCAUAUCGAAGGACGCGCGACAACUCAUCUGUUCAUUCCUUACCGAUCGAUCGCAACGAUUGGGUCGAAACGGUGUAAACGAUAUUAAAGGCCAUCCAUUCUUCAAAAACGAUUUGUGGACUUUUGAUAAUAUAAGAGAAUGCGCCCCUCCAGUUGUUCCCGAGUUGAUGAGCGACGACGACACCAGUAAUUUCGAUGACAUCGAAAAAGACGACACAACAGAAGAAAGUUUUCCCGUCCCGAAAGCGUUUGCCGGAAAC
Molecule: messenger RNA, 641 nt
Organism: Medioppia subpectinata
Lineage: Eukaryota; Metazoa; Arthropoda; Arachnida; Sarcoptiformes; Oppiidae
Source: the annotation of a GenBank genome assembly